Danio rerio (zebrafish) is the source of this 1516-nucleotide messenger RNA. Lineage: Eukaryota; Metazoa; Chordata; Actinopteri; Cypriniformes; Danionidae. The record is from RefSeq and is a predicted model, not a curated record.
CAUGGAGGAGAGAAGAGGAUUACAGCAGGACUGCACAAAUAUGUCUGUUUCCUCACUCUGGAUCCAAAUACAGCACACCCUGAACUCAAACUGUCUGAGGAGAACAGAAGGAUGACCCGAGUGAGAGAGUGGCAGCCGUAUCCUGAUCAUCCAGACAGAUUUGAUCAUCCUCAGGUGUUGUGCAGAGAGAGUGUGUGUGGACGCUGUUACUGGGAGAUUGAGAAGAUUGGAAAUGAUGUGGAUAUAGCAGUGUCAUAUAAGAGCAUCAGGAGGAAGAGAGGAGGUAUAGAGAAUGUGUUUGGACAAAAUGCUCAGUCCUGGAAUUUAAUCUGCUCUCCCUCCAGUUUCUCAUUCAGACACAAUCACACACAGACUCGUCUCCCAGUGGAGGCGCUCAGCAGGAGAAUAGGAGUGUUUGUGGAUCACAGUGCAGGAACUCUGAUCUUCUACAACAUCACUGGAGACACAAUGAGCCUCAUCCACUCAGUCCAGACCACAUUCACUGAGCCGCUCUAUCCUGGGUUCUGGGCUCACUAUGGAUCAUCAGUGAAACUGAGAUGAAGACUGAAGAGAGAUUUACCCAGAAUCCUCUGCAGGAUCAGUCAGCAGCAGUGAGAUGAGCUGCAGUCUCUUCUCUCUCUGUGUGUGUGUGUGUGUGUGUGUGUGUGUGUGUGUGUGUGUGUGUGUCAUCAGCUCAGUAGCCAAAGCUUCUUCAUUGUGUUUUAUUCUCCUAAAACUGUUCAGAUGUCAGAAUUGAAGAGUGCAGAUCAGCUCAACUCUUCCUGUCCUGAAUAUCAUCUGAUACUGUUCAAUAUCAGCACUGACGCUGAGUCAUUCUUAUUAAACAUUCAUACUCUUAUGCUUAAUGAAAUGCUUUAUGACUGAAGCCUCAUAGUGGUGCAGUAUUUUCAGUAAUGUUCAUGUCUAUUUCUGCUGUAAUCUUCCAUCUAUAGUGUUAAAGAAGCUGAAUACUGUGUUCUGCAGUUGAUCCAUCAUCACUGUGGUCAUCUGAGUAAUUCUGCUUCAUCUGAGCAUUAUUGUUUUACUGUACUGAUGUGAAAUUAGCUUUAUGUGUUCCUCCAUCUUCAUCCGUCUUGCUGUGUUUUCUGGUCAUCAGAUAAGCAGAUCAGCUCUGUAGUGAAGUGAGGAGGUGUUCAGUCUGUCAGCUGAAGUCCAGCUCUUCCUGCCCCAUGAGCAGUUUAUAAGAGUCAUUCAUGUGUGUUGAAUCAGAUCAGUCGACUGUUCAAUGUGUAAACGUAGAGUCCAGACUGAGUUCAUCUACUAAAUGUGACUAAUAGUGUGUCAUUUCCCCAGUUCUAGUGGAGCUCUACCAGCUCUGUGCCUCUGAUUCUUCAAUAUGAGAGAAUCAUUCAGUCUGUCAGAGCUUCAGCCUCCACUAAACCACCAUUGAUUUAUUUUACUCCUGAUUAUCAGUGAGUUAUUCUGUUAUUAUCUGCUUUAUUUGUAGCUGUGAAAGAGAAACUGAUCCUCAAUAAAGCUCAUGUUUCAUGAAAAA